GAUUGGUGGAGGGCAGAAGGCCCCGCCCCUCCCCGCGCGGGGCAGGGUCCGUCGAGAGAAGUGGUGUGGGUGCGGGGCAGUGGGUACCGGUGUGCGGCGGGUGCGGGAUGUCCGGGCUGGUUCUGCUGUGCGCGGCCACGCUGGCACUGCUGGCGACCGGCGGGGCCAUCCCGCCGCCGGAGGAGGCGGCGCGCAUGGCGCGCUUCGUGCUGCACAACUGCGACUGGGGCGCGCUCGCCACCCUCUCCGCGCAGGAGGGGCUGCGCGGGCAUCCCUUCGCCAACAUCUUUUCCCUCAGUGACGGCCCCCCCGGGCCCUCCGGCGGCAGCGGCGUCCCCUACCUUUACCUGACCGACAUGGAGAUCUCCGUGCAGGACCUGGAGAUCAAUUCAAAUGCCUCCUUAACUGUGUCUUUGGCACAGACUCCUUACUGCAAGAAGCACAGAUAUGAUCCCCAGAAUCCUCUCUGUGCCCACAUAAUUUUCUGUGGGAGUAUUGUAAAGGUGAAUGAUUCAGAAGCAGACUUGGCAAAAAAAGCAUUAUUCAGUCGCCACCCUGAAAUGGAAAGUUGGCCUAAGGAUCAUAAUUGGUUCUUUGCCAAAUUCAACAUCACCAAUAUUUGGGUUCUGGACUACUUUGGUGGAUUGAAAAUUGUGACACCAGAAGAAUAUUACAGCGUCAAGCCUUAGUGGAAGAAGACCACUGAUGAUGGUGAUACAGAAAUGAAUUAUUUUGGCUGUUUCAUAAAAGAUUUAUUUUUGUCUAUGUGUUAUAGAGCUCAAUUAAUAUAAAAAAAUCAAACCCCUUGUAUUGUAUAACCUUUUUGAAGCAAAUGUAAAUUCUCACUAACUAGCACAACUUGAAUUGUGUCAUUCUCAAAAAUCUUCAUGCAUAAGCCAUAACUAAAUUCAAUUCAUUGGAUGUGAUUCUGGAAAGAUGUCAGUCUGUUGACAGUCUGCAUUCAGAAAUGCCAGGUUUACUGGUAACUAAAGGAUUAAUCUACUUCUAAACCUUUCAGUGCCUUAAGUAAUACCUGUUGGAGCACUCUCCAAUCUUACUUUCUUUUUAAUACCAGUUUAGUUUGAAUCUUUAUGGCAAAGUACAACAGGAUGUCUCAGCUGACUGCAGAAUGGAAAGCAUCAUUUGUAUUACAAUGGCAAAAGGUGUGCCAGGUUGCCCAGUUUUGUUGAGAAUUUUCUUUGCACGCCAAUACACUCACUUGUUUGAGCCAGUUUUUGAGUUUGCUACCUGUAUUUAAUGUGCUAUAGAAUACAACCACGUUCAUGCAAACUAUGUAUACCUCAUGAUAAGUUCAUGUUAACUCUUGAACUGACAGUAGCUAUAUACCCUGACUCUUUUUAAUAGAAGCAGGGUGGUAAUGAGUAUACUUGAGUAUAAGAGGAGUAAUGGCUCAUAAAUUCAGUGAGAACGUUGUAAAGGGUAAAUGUUUUCUGAUUAGGAUUCUGAAAUCUUCAGCUUUGUUACUCUGAUCAAGUGGCGGUGUUCCAGCUUUUGUUACCCUCAACGGGAGAACUGAGCAGAUUUUUUGUUUUGGAAGUCGUACAGAAUGAUUUUUGGGUUAGCAGCCUAGAAGUGAGAAGGGAGCAAUGCAGUAUAAGACAAAUGAUUCAUAACUUAUAGAGAGUGAAAAUUAAUGUAAAGUGUGCAUAAUUGAUUCUAUGCUAAAAUAAGCUGCACACAACCACAACAAAAAAAUUAACUUUUCACAUCCACUUUCCUCUCCAAUGUGUUCACAAAUAUCCAAAAGCAUUCAUAAACAAGUUGAUUUUUACAAUAAACAAAUACUACCUAGUUAUCCGUAAAAAAUGCAAGAAUUUAGACUUCUUGGAGGCAGACUUGUAUAGAGAACAGUAGAAUUCAUCACAUCUUUACAUCUUAAUGUUUUAUUUACUUGUUGUUGUUACUUGUCUCAAAUACUGGAAUGAUUUGUGAAAGUAUUUUUGAUGUAACUUAAGAAGUUUUCCUUUUCCACAAGGGAGGAAAAAGAGUACUUGUUACUGUAUCUACUGUUUUAAAAUUAAUUUAGGAUCAAAAGAACCCCUUGCAAUAUAGGAAUAAUUUCUGUUGAACAGAUAACAUUGACAUUAAGUAUGAAAUGGGAGAAUAUUUUGAUAUAAGGCAUAACAACUGUGGGAACUCAAAUGAUCCUCUGGUAUGGACUCUAUCCUUAGCAUGAGACACCUGAAUGCAUUACAUCACUCCAUAACUCUUGAUAUGUGAAACUGAUGAUGCUGGGCUUUUGUUAAUAUUAAAAUAUUUUUUGGUAA
This is a messenger RNA of Colius striatus (speckled mousebird), 2288 nucleotides long. RefSeq names its product cellular repressor of E1A stimulated genes 1 (gene CREG1). The coding region runs from base 108 to 689 and encodes 193 amino acids. The record is from RefSeq and is a predicted model, not a curated record. Lineage: Eukaryota; Metazoa; Chordata; Aves; Coliiformes; Coliidae. The transcript is spliced from 4 exons.